Molecule: messenger RNA, 1071 nt
Organism: Passer montanus (Eurasian tree sparrow)
Lineage: Eukaryota; Metazoa; Chordata; Aves; Passeriformes; Passeridae
Product: nuclear receptor coactivator 1-like
Exons: 6
Biological process (GO): cellular response to hormone stimulus; positive regulation of transcription by RNA polymerase II
Cellular component (GO): nucleus
Molecular function (GO): nuclear receptor binding
Source: RefSeq, a predicted model, not a curated record
CUCCCUCCCUCCCUCCCGCAGCCCCCGCUGAACGCGCAGAUGCUGGCGCAGCGGCAGCGGGAGCUCUACAGCCAGCAGCACCGGCAGCGGCAGCUGAUGCAGCAGCGCGCGCUCCUCCUGCGCCAGCAGCAGCAGCAGCAGCAGCAGCAGCAGCAGCAGAGCUUCGGCAGCUCCGCCCUGGGCGCGCCGCGGCUGCCGCAGGGCGCGGCGCAGCAGUUCCCCUUCCCGCCCGGCUACGGUACGAGCAGCGGCGCCGGCGGCAGCUUCGGCGGCCCCGAGGCGCUGGGGAGCCGCGGGGCGCUGGGCGGCAGAGGGAUGAUGGCGGCGCCCUUCGGAGCCGGGAUGGGCCCGGGCGGCGUGCAGCAGAACCUCUUCCAGUACUCGGGGGCAGGGAUGGCGCCGCAGAGCGACCCGUCGGGAUUCGCGCCGGCGCUCAGCCCCGGCAGCCCCAUGAUGUCGCCGCAGCUGCCGCCGGCGCCGCCCGCGCCCGGCUACCAAUCGCCGGAGCUGAAAUCCUGGCAGGCCGGAGCCGUCGGGAACAACGGCGUUUUCGGGCCGGCGGGCGCGGCGGCUCCGCAGGGCAUGUACAACAACAUGAGCAUCACCGUCUCCAUGGCCGGCCCCGGCGUUCCCAGCGGGCCCGGCCCCGGCGGGCCCGGCCCCGGCUCCGGCGGCGUUCCCGGCCCCGGCGUGCCCGGCUCCGGCGGCGUUCCCGGCGGUCCCGGCAUGGGCGGCGGCAUGGGGUCCCUCCCCCACAAACCACCCCGGGAUUCCCGGAAAAUCCCCGACAGCAUCCAAGGAAAUCUUGGACGGCCCCGGCACGGCGGGAGCGGACCGCGCCGGAAGCGAACCGGCGCCACCCCCGUUUUCGGGCCGGCGGGCGCGGCGGCGCCGCAGGGCAUGUACAACAACAUGAGCAUCACCGUCUCCAUGGCCGGCCCCGGCGUUCCCAGCGGGUCAUCAAGGUGCCACCAGUGUUGGGUGGCGGAGGCGGCGCUGCGGCCGCCCGGGCUCUACUGCGGCCAGCUGGGCUCCGGCGAGCUGCUCAAGGCCGACGCCGACGGCGCCCAG